Molecule: messenger RNA, 2881 nt
Organism: Musa acuminata AAA Group (dessert banana)
Lineage: Eukaryota; Viridiplantae; Streptophyta; Magnoliopsida; Zingiberales; Musaceae
Exons: 5
Coding region: 48-2477 (809 amino acids)
Source: RefSeq, a predicted model, not a curated record
UUCCCCAUCCCCUCCCCCCCCCCCCCCCGGUCGGGACAAUCUUCUCGAUGCUGUCCAAUUCCCGACCCCGGCAGAUCCUCUUCCUUGAACACUGGCUUCGAGCGGCGGCCGGUGCUGACGCCUCUCAAACUCCUUCUCCCGCUGCUGCUGCUGCUCCUCCUUCGGCGGCUGUGAUCCUCCGGUCGUGGGCCGACCUCCGUGACCCCUCGGCCGACCCUCCUCGCCUCCUCUCCGCUCUCCUUACACUCUCCCGCGGCCGCUCCGCCCUCCACGUCUCCGACCCCCAGGCCAAGCUCCUCCUCUCCCUGCUCCCUUCCUCCUCUCCUGACGCCUUCCCCCUCGUCCUUUCCCUCCUCUACACCUAUCUCCGCAAGUCUUCCCGCCCUUCCCCUCCCCUCCUUCUCUCCAUCCUCUCCGUCUCCUCCUCCUUUCCCCCGUCGACUCACUCCAUCCUCCUCCUCGGUGCCCUCUCCGCCUCCCCCGCUCUCCCCGCCUCCGCCCUCUCGCCCUGCCUCGACCACCUCUGCUCUUUCUUGGAUUCCUCCCUGCCCGCGAUUUUCCGUGACGCCGACCUUCUCCCAGAAUUUCUCGCCGGCAUCGGCUACGCCCUCUCCCGAUUGGAGGACGAUGCGCGUCUUGGAAAAAUCCUUAACUUUCUGUUUCGGAUUUGGUCCGCCGAAGCCGGCGGGCUUGGACCCUCGCUCUCCCAUGGCCUUAUGGUUCUGCGCUUGUUCGAGUGGUGCACGUCGGGGUUCCUGGCUUCAAGGUCUUGGAGCAGAAUUGAGUCGCUCUGCGGAGAGAUCUCAGCGAACAAGAGCAAAUCCAGGGGGAAUUUCGCUCCCCUUUUGGUGUUGAUGGCUCCUGCCGGAGUUCUGAGGGCUUUCAGAAGCAAUAGGGUUGAAAUUGACCCUCGGCUGAGGAAGUCUAUCGAAGAGUCGAUAAGUUAUGUCGCAGAGUGCACCAUUUCUAGAAUUGGGACUGAUUCUGGUUCUAAUGUAUCGGAUGACAGCCAUGUUCUGCUGCAGUGCAUUGCAAUUGGUUUGGCUCGGUGCGGCUCAAUUUCAUUCAAUGCGUCUGUGCUUCGGAGCCUUUGUCUCUCAUUGUUGAACGAAGUCUUUCCCCUGCAGUAUUUCUUUAGGAUGUCCUUAGAAAAUGUGAAUGAAAAUUUGGCCACCUGCAAGGCAACGGAGCAUUUAGGUAGUGCCCUUUUUAAAGAAGCAGGUGCAGUGACUGGAGUCUUCUGCAAUCAGUAUGCAUCUGCAGACGAGGUCAGCAAGGCAAUGGUUGAAAACCAUUUGUGGGAUUAUUCUCAACAGGUUUACUCGAAUCUACGUUUAGCAGCAUGGGUUCAUCGAGGGAAGAGUGAUGAGCUGCUGGGGGAUUUGGAAAAGAUUGCCGAAGCUGCAUUCUUGAUGGUAGUUGUUUUUGCUGCAGAGGUUAGCAAACAUAAGUUGAAUAGCAAAUCUUCUCAUGAGUUCAGACCGGAGGUCUCUUCUAGGAUCCUUGUUGCAUUCUCUUGCAUGGAGUAUCUCCGUCGUGUUCGCCUGCCCGAGUAUACCGAGGCAGUUCGCCGUGCUGUUUUAACCCUCCAGGAGAAUGCAGAUUCAUGUGUUUCAUUUGUCGAGUCAAUGCCUCCUUACACCGAGCUAACAAAAGCACAGGGCUCAAUUAUAUUGGAGAGGAUGAGAUAUAUUUGGUCACAAGAUGAAGUGCAGACUUCUCGUAUAUUAUUUUACCUGCGAGUUUUGCCAACUUGCAUAAGUUUUGUCCCUACCUCCUUGUUUGGGAAACGAGUAGCACCGACUAUGUUCUUAUAUAUGCAACACCCUAAUGAAAAAGUAACCCGAGCUUCACACUCCAUAUUUGUUUCUUUUGUAUCCUCUGGCAAGGAUUCCGAUCAGGAUGAUAGAGUUGUUUUAAAGGAGCAACUUGUUUUCUAUUACAUGCAGCAAGCUUUGCAGGUUUAUCCCAGGAUUACACCAUUUGAAGGUUUGGCUUCUGGUGUUGCUGCUUUGGUCAGGCAUCUUCCUGCUGGAAGUCCAGCAAUAUUUUAUUGUAUUCAUAGCCUUGUGGCAAAAGCUUCUGACCUUUGUGGGAAGGCCAUGAGUGAAGAUCCAACCAUGUGGAAAAGUUGGGAAGGAAGUUCAGGACCUCCUAAAAAGGUCCUGGAUCUUCUACUUCGCCUCAUUUAUCUUGUAGAUAUACAGGUGUUGCCAUACUUGUUGAAGCAAUUGGCAGAAUUCAUAAUCCAGCUGCCUAAAGAUGGUCAGAAUGCACUACUUGACGAGAUGUAUUUUCAAGUUGCCGAGUCAGAUGAUGUCACUAGAAAACCAGUUCUGGUGUCAUGGCUGCAAUCACUCUCCUUCAUAUGCUCGCAAAAGAAGGCUUCCUCCACAACUGAAGCUGCCGAGAAGCAUGUGAGCCCUGUGCCAAGUAACGAUGGCUUAAGUUGGAAUAGAACCAGCGCUCGGCUCUGAAGGUUUUCUUCUGAGCUUGUACUCACAUGUCGCAUGAAUUUACUUGGGAAAUAAAAGAGAUUCCACAAGGCAUUAUGAUCCAUUAAAUGGUGACUCAGAAAAUUUCUUGCAGUGGGAGUCAUUUUCAAAAGUCAGAUCCUUCAGAAAUGGCCGUUCAACGCAGAGACCUGCUUGCUUGUUCAGGUAGAAGUCCUAGCAAUGGUUUCAAAAUUGUUGUGUUUAUAUCUUCCUUUAAAGCUUCCAAUUCAUUCACCCAUUAAUUAAAUGGUGCAAAAUCUUGAGCAGUAUAAUAUAAUUCAUAUAGUUUAUUUUGUAUGUGAUAACAUAUGGGAAAAAAAAUGUGUUUUUGAUGUCUCUCUCUCUCUCUCCAUGUAUAUAUUUCCAAAUAUUAGGCUUUUCACGUG